AUCGGUUCCGAAAUCCGUCGAAGAGAAGAUGUUGCCGGCGGUGAUGAUAAUCAAGAGCUCAAAAGAGGGUGUCGAGGAUCAGAAGAUUAUCGUAUAUCCCGAGAGAAGAGCUGACCGGGCCCUUAAAGGAAUUCGGUACGUUUACUCCAAAGUUCGCAACGUUUCUUGUCGUACCAUAGUCCGCCUUUAUGCUAGGUUUGGCCUUCAUCGUUUCAAUUUUCUCAUGGGACAAGAGGUGCAGCCCUGUAACAUAAUGGAGUACACCCAGUCCACUUUUUCUGUUACUUGCUCUUACAAGAUCACUUUCAAAGCCAAGGAUCCUGCUUCUGCCAAGACCAAGCCUACGCUUGCUACUUUUCAGGCUCAAGUUAACGAGAUUGCAUUUAACAGAUUCGCUUUGGUCUUCGCUAAUUCUGGACCUUAUCCUGUGGAAACCAAGAGAUAUCACAUAGAUGAAAGUAAUGUGUUGUGUGGCCACUUUCUCCCACAUUUCAUGCCUAAGUUGCUUACAGAAGAGAAUCCUUUCCAAGAUGACACUGGCCGAUUUCGCCUGCUGAAAAAAACAGAGGUUCUUAAGAAUGAGUGGAUCCAUCUGUAUUUGGAACUUGCGGUUGCCACAACUAAUAGGCGCCGUAUCGAACACGGUGUUGGCGGUCUGAAGAUUCGCAAAGUGGCUAUGGAAAUCCCACGAGACCUUGAGCCCUUUCACAAGGGACUUGACGCCUAUGAUGCUAUUUUCUACAUUAGGUACACUGACCCAUGCAAGGAUCGGGCUGGUGAUGAUGAUGGCGAUCGCCUUGCAUUAGUCAGAAGAAUCGUAGAUGUGCAUUCUGGAAUCUUUAGAAUCGUUGGUUGUACUCAGAGCUUUCAGUCCAUAACACCUCCUGCAGCAUCAAACGGAACUGCUGCCAUGGAAAUGGAAGCGUCUCCACAAGACUAGAAUGAUUCAUAAUUUGAAUACUUAUAAAUGUAGAAGUUCACUCGUAUCAUGUUGAAUAUACAAGUUUGCUAUUUUUCCUAAA
Capsella rubella is the source of this 1022-nucleotide messenger RNA. RefSeq names its product UPF0725 protein At3g25080. The record is from RefSeq and is a predicted model, not a curated record. The transcript has 5 exons. Lineage: Eukaryota; Viridiplantae; Streptophyta; Magnoliopsida; Brassicales; Brassicaceae. The coding region runs from base 29 to 940 and encodes 303 amino acids.